Molecule: messenger RNA, 384 nt
Organism: Ostreococcus lucimarinus CCE9901
Lineage: Eukaryota; Viridiplantae; Chlorophyta; Mamiellophyceae; Mamiellales; Bathycoccaceae
Exons: 1
Biological process (GO): protein repair; response to oxidative stress
Molecular function (GO): peptide-methionine (R)-S-oxide reductase activity
Source: RefSeq, a predicted model, not a curated record
GUCGAAAAACCCGAGAGCGAGUGGAAGCAAGAGCUCGACGCGCAAGCGUUCCAAGUGCUGCGACAAAAAGGCACCGAACCCGCGCGCACUGGAGAGUACGAUAAGUUCUACCCGAGCGAAGGACACUUCGUGUGCCGCGGUUGCGGUACGCCGCUGUACAGCGCCAAAUCGAAGUUUGACAGCGGGUGCGGCUGGCCGGCGUUUGACAAGUGCUACGCGGGCGCGUUGAAGACGGAGAUCGAUAACGCGUUCGGGAUGCGACGGGUGGAGAUCAUGUGCGCGGCGUGUGAUGGCCAUCUCGGGCAUGUGUUUGAAAACGAGGGAUUCUCGGCGACGAUGGAGCGACACUGCGUGAACUCGGUUUCGGUCAAAUACGUUCCGGCG